AAUUCACCGGAAUUGAUGAGGUGUACGGAAGCAGUGCUUAAGGGCUUCAUCAUGAAAGUGGACAGAGUUGGCAUUGUCCUUUUUGCACUGUCGUGUUUCCUGUGCUUAGUAGUACAUGGAAAUGAAGACAAGAAGAAGUUACAGAUUGGAGUUAAGAAGCGUGUUGACAAUUGUCCCAUCAAAUCCCGUAAGGGGGACACCCUCCAUAUGCACUACACUGGGAGAUUGGAAGAUGGGACAGAAUUUGACAGCAGCAUUCCACGGAAUCAGCCUUUUACCUUUACUUUAGGUACCGGCCAAGUGAUCAAGGGUUGGGACCAAGGACUACUUGGGUAUAGUACAUAA
Molecule: messenger RNA, 345 nt
Organism: Protopterus annectens (West African lungfish)
Lineage: Eukaryota; Metazoa; Chordata; Ceratodontiformes; Protopteridae
Gene: FKBP2
Product: FKBP prolyl isomerase 2
Exons: 3
Coding region: 16-345 (109 amino acids)
Biological process (GO): protein peptidyl-prolyl isomerization
Molecular function (GO): peptidyl-prolyl cis-trans isomerase activity
Source: RefSeq, a predicted model, not a curated record